Messenger RNA from Yamadazyma tenuis ATCC 10573, 3149 nucleotides. RefSeq names its product Gef2p. NCBI's taxonomy places the organism in Eukaryota, Fungi, Ascomycota, Pichiomycetes, Serinales, Debaryomycetaceae. The record is from RefSeq and is a predicted model, not a curated record. Gene Ontology annotation, molecular function: voltage-gated chloride channel activity. Gene Ontology annotation, biological process: transmembrane transport; chloride transport. Gene Ontology annotation, cellular component: early endosome; Golgi apparatus; plasma membrane.
ACCGUGUAUUGUCAUCCCCUUUACACUAAUCCACAACCUUUCAGGUUAUUCACAAGCAAGUCCGUAGAACAUUGAUGGACCACAUCAAGUAUAUCUACUAAUAUACUCAUCCCCAUGUUACCAUAGUUAUGUCCCCCAAUCCUAUUCAACAAUCUGGUCUCAACCCCAAGGAAGAGCUUGACUUUUCAAACAUAGACUCCGUUAUUACUUCUCCUAAAAGACAUGCCAGCACCGUUCCUUCGAGCCCCUCCCAUUUGAACGUUCGGUUUGACAAAGAUCAGGACAAGGUGCGAGACGCCCAAAAACUAAACAAGAUAAAGUCCCUUGGAAAGAUCGACAUCAGAUCUCCUAUUAUCAAUCAUGUGUUCACAUCCAAUCUGGAUCUACUUCAACCAAACGAUGACAUGUCCUUAUAUACGCCAGGAACACAUACCAGUGUGGCCUCAAGGAUUCUCAGUUAUGUCCCUGAAACAUUGUACUCGAUCCGGAACUACUAUAAUGACUUUACCACUAUCGACUGGGCUGAUGCUUUCAUAAAAACAAACAGAAUCCAGUACGAGCUUCACCAUAAACAUUGGAUCACCGAGGGGUCACUGGAUCAAGAACUCUCCAAGAACAAGAUCCCCUUAUACUACCGGGCUUAUCAUAUGAUGGGGAGAUGGGUUCUUAUUGUUCUUAUCGCGUUUGUGUUCUCGCUUGUUGCCUAUGCCAUUGACAAAUUUGAAAUCCUCUUUGUGGGGAUCAAACACGGCUACUGUAGCACAAACUGGUUGGCCAGUCAGGUGGCGUGCUGCUCUGAACCUCACUCACCAACUAAAGGUUUCCUCAGGAGGAAUGUGUUUCAAUCUGGAUUUGUGAUGAAAAGUGAUGUUCAGGAACAGUGUCCUCUGUGGAUAUCAUGGUCCACAUAUUUCCUGUACACCUCUUGGGGACACUAUAUAAGGUUUGAUUACUUUAUUUACGUGAUAUUAUCGGUAUUGCUUGCGGUAAUUGCGUGCUUCAUCACGUUAACCACGGAAAUAGCUAAUCGAAUUCCAGCUGCUUCCACCGAAGCAGAUGACGAAGAGGAUGGGGACCAAGACAAUAGAAGGAUGAAGUACACGACUGGUAAAAAAAUGUACACGGCUGCUGGCUCAGGUGUUCCCGAAGUGAAAACAAUAUUAUCAGGGUUUGUUAUCAGAAGAUUUUUGGGAACUUAUACAUUUUUAGCCAAAACAACUGCAUUGGUUUUUGCAAUUGCCUCAGGAAUGGCAUUAGGAAAAGAGGGUCCGUACGUUCAUUUGGCAACAGCAGUAGGAAAUAUCUUGAGUAGACUUUUCCCUUUUGUUUCCAAUAAUGAACUCAUUCAAAAGCAGAUCUUAUCGGCAGCUGCUCUGAGUGGCGUGGCAUUAGCAUUUGGCUCUCCUCUUGGAGGUGUACUUUUCAUCUUGGAAGAAAUAAACCACUCACUUCCUUCUUUCCAGCUAUUCCAAAUUUUCUUUUGUGCCAUCAUAUCAACAUUAUUUUUGAAGUUCUUAGAUCCUUAUGGGACAGGAAAUACUGUCUUAUUUGAAUUGAACUACACUUCUGAUUGGAAUGCGAUUGAGUUGAUAUUUUUCAUUAUUAUUGGUUUGGCUGGUGGCGUUUUUGGGGCUUUAUUCGUGAAGUUUGUAGCUUGGUGGCCCAAAGUCUUUAGGCUGAAAAAAUUGAUCCAAGAACAUCCCAUGCUCGAAGUUGUUCUAAUAGCUGCAAUCACAGGUAUUAUAACUUUCUGGAAUCCCUAUACGAAACAAGCAACCACAGAAUUAGUUUUAGACUUGGCUACUCCAUGUUCUGGUGAAAAGGAUCGUACCUUGUGCCCAACUAAAGGGGAGGAGUUUAUUUGGGAACUGGGGUCCCUAUUAUUUGCAUUGAUUAUUAAGAUAGUUUUGACGUUUAUAACGUUUGGCUUGAGGCUCCCCAUGGGUGUAUAUGUUCCUUCUAUGGUUAUUGGAGCCUUGUUUGGUAGAUUGUUUGGAACAAUUCUUGAGUGGAUCAACUAUACUUACCUGUUACUGUUGAUUGAAGCACCUAUCGGAGCCGGAGCAGUUAACCUAAUUUGCCAGAAAGGUCAAAAUUGUAUUGACUUGGGAAUCUAUUCCAUGAUAGGAGCUGGGGCAUUUAUGGCCGGAGUUACCAGAAUGAACAUUACUUUAGUAACCAUCCUUUUUGAAAUCACCAGUUCAUACACUUAUGUCUUGCCCAUUUCGAUCUCAAUAGCUGUGGCGAACUGGAUGGGUAAUCUAAUUGAGCAGAACUCCUUAUAUGAGUCCUUACUCAUUGCUUACGAUUAUCCAUUUAUGUCUCCAGAAACAGAACCAAUUGAUCCUUUAAGAACCGCUGGAGAUAUCAUUGAAACGUCUGUGAAAUACAACGAUAUUGAUAGUGAGCCCAAUAUUCAAAGAAUCAGACCUAUUUCGGGUAUUGCAAGGCCCAUGGUCCCUACACUUCUGACUGCAAACUUAGAAGCCGCGAUGGAUCAAGAUUCGUCCACCAAGAUGUAUAUUGAUAUCACCUCCUCACCCUACGUUUUAACCAGUAUAUUGAAGCAGAAGCUACUUUUGCUAGCCAGCAAGUCGCUACUUGAUGGGUGCAUUGCUUUGAUAAAAAGCAAGGUUUGUGUUGGAAUUAUUUUCUUUCCCGAACUCGAGAUUUGUAUCGAUAAGAUUGACCAAUUUUGCAUGGAAUAUGAAAUCAACGAAGACUUAUACUGUAUCGUGGGAGAUGAAGAAAAAUACUAUUUUGGGAACCCUGCUAUAGAUACUCUUCGAGACCCCAUCAAGUUCAACUUAAAUGUCUUAAAAAGUAGCCCAGCUUGCCAGUCUAAUGACAUGGACUAUUUCAUCUACCAUUCCGUCGAUCAGGAUACUGAUAACAACAAACUUUUGACCGUAUACAGCCUGUUGAUGUCUUUGAUAGACUUCACCAAACACAUCAACUACAGCCCCAUUUUCUUGAACUACAACAGUGAGUUGAGUCUUGCUCAUUUGGUAUUUGAUAAGAUUGGGAACAGAGUGAUUGUUCUUCUCAAAGACGGUCAAUACUAUGGAGUUUUACACAAAAAAACCCUUAUAGAUUUCAUUAGAAGAGAUAACUAUAAUCAUUAAAUAUAAUAAACAUCCCUCCUAUGA